Molecule: messenger RNA, 1929 nt
Organism: Candidula unifasciata
Lineage: Eukaryota; Metazoa; Mollusca; Gastropoda; Stylommatophora; Geomitridae
Source: the annotation of a GenBank genome assembly
AUGGCUAGAGAUGCGGUGAGCUACAACUUUUCCCAGACAGUGGGGGAGAACUUAAGCAACCAAUCCGUGAACUUGGACAUUGAUGACAAAAUAAAUCAACAUAGCUUUUCUCGGAGAGGCAACUACACGUUGGGAAAAGCUGUUGGUGUGUCACAGGAAUUGGAAAAAUUUGGAAACUCCUCACAAAGUGAUAGCCAUAGAAUUCUAGAAAGUACUACCACAAACCAAAACACGAGACACGCAGAGUCCGUCUCAGAAAAUGACACCAAGGGGGAAUCACCCCCAAGAAAUAGUGACCAUAGUCAACAAAUGCAGGCGUCUCGUGUGAAGCCAGCAGAUGGUACUAAAACUGUCGGGAGAGUGAAAUCAACCAUUAAAGAUUGGUUUCUGGAGCUGACUAAACGGAUAAAUAGGCCGUCAUGGUUGAUGAGUCAGCCAGACACCUCUUUUGGUGCUUCAAGGAAUCACACACACUACCUUUCUAGCCACUCCGAGCCAGCUUUUAACUCCACCAACACUUCUUUCUUUGAUUACAACACUAUGGCGAAUGAUGGGAGCAAUCUGACACACCAGUUACCAGAUAUAGGCCAGUCGGGGUCAGUGGUUGAGAACUAUCAAGAUGAGUCAACUCUGAGGGCUAGUGACCUCAGGCAAGGAAGAAAGCACCCGGAGUACAACAAUGUAGACAACAGUACGAAGGAUAAUGUUGGUAAGCUGUUUUAUACGGACACUCUCAACCAUAAAACUUUAGACUCAAGGAAUGAUAUGUCUGAAGAUACAGAACUGCCAGUUGUGAACAACUUAACGACACAGGGCAAUGUCCUUGAAGACGAGUAUGUCAACAGCACAUUAAACGAUGACAGGAAAUCAACAGAAGACCUCCAUCUUGGCAACGACUCUUCGGAAUGCCCAUCUUGUAGACAGCACACCCCAACAGAGGAACUUAUCAAAACAAUGAGACUGAACAUGUUUAAGAAUCUUCUGGUCCAAAAGCUCCGCUGGGACCCAGCUAGUUUGUCUGAUAACUCCGGAGGGAGGUUGGAGGAGAAUAUACCUAUCAUCCCUGAUUCCUUGGUGGAGGAGACACUGAGGGACAACGCCAGAGAGUAUGAGAGAGACGAGUUCCACGCCAGGGACCAGGAGAUAAUCAUUGCCGGGGAAGACAUGGGCCGCGACUGCAUCAAGCUGCAUGUAACCGGCUGCUACAGCUUCCACUUGAAAGGCCGUAUCCGAGGCGAGGUGGCGGAAGCCCAGCUCUGGCUGUACAAGAUGGAGGACGCCAACGAUAUGAUCGGCCAGACUGUGACCGUCUACGAGUUGGAGCGUCUGAAAAGUGGCCGACUGUACCACAGCAGCAUGAUCGCCAGCCUGGACACGAUGACCAAACAAGGUUGGGUGGAGCUGAACGUCACCAGGUCGCUGGUGAAGUGGGUGGACAAGAGGAAAGGGACCAAACUGAUCGCCAUUAGGUGUGUCACAUGUGCCACCAGAGGUCACCGGGCACUUUAUGGGGCCAAGCACGGAUAUAAACCUCUGCUUGUCAUCAAAUACAUGAAGGACGGUCAUCUGCUGCGUAGCAAGCGAUCCAUCUCAUGCGACCCUCGGUAUGAGUGCUGCAAACUGGAACUUUUGGUUAACUUCCAGGAUAUUGGGAUGCCGCAUAUACUGCAGCCUAGACAGCUGUCCGUUGGUUACUGUUUCGGCGAAUGUAACGAAAACCACAGUUACACGUCCAACCACACCAUCAUCAGGCAGCGAGUUCGAUGGAGCCAACCCUCAGCCAACCAGCACUCGAUGAACCAGCAGCUGAAACCGUGCUGUGUCCCUGCGAUCCUCAAGGACAUCUUCAUUAUGACCAGCGAUGGUGACGGUAGCAUUGUCAGAAAACUCUUACCGAAAGUUGUGGUGGAAACUUGUGGCUGUAUGUAA